AUCGAUAUCCAUAGCGGCGUAAGGUACCAACAGCAAGAACCAGCAGCGUAACCGACUUCUUGGAGGGGCACCAGGUGUCCAAGUAAGAGAAAGGCCACCGAUUCUGACCGGUGAGAGGGAAACUGAUACAUUUUUUUUUCGUUGGCUUGUAUCGCGAAAAUUUUGAAUUAUUCGACUCAUUCUGUCAUACUGUCGUGCGCGAUAUCCUGCUCUUGUCUCCGUUGCAGUGCCAGGGGAUUUACGGAUAUUUUUAUUGGUAUCGUACAGCGGGGUGACCGGUGGUGCAGUUGAUAAAGUGUUAAAUUGGAAUCCAAUUUUGGAUAAUUCGUGGAUUUUAGUUGUUUAAAAGGCUAUGGGUUCUAAGCCUAUCAGAAUACUCUAGUCUCCAAGCAAUCAACAACUAAUGCAACUACCGACAUGAAGAUGAAACUUCUUCCACUAUUUCUCCUGUUCUUUUUCAUCCUGUUGACUCAGGCGCAACGAAGGACAACUGCUAAAACCAGUACAGAGCCUAGCACAACAAGAUCGUCCGUAUCACGAGGAAGAGGUCGAUCUAGAUUUGUAACUUCAGUUGAAUACCAAAACGUUAGGGAAACUUCAUCUACUCCAGAAAGCGUCCCCAGAAAGACUGUAACAUCUAGGAGACGAGUUGUAGAAAAUGUUGAGCAACGAUUUCCUUCUCGAUCCGUAUCUACUCCUUCUCCAACUCCUUCUAAGCCAGCUAUUACGUUUACUGUAAACUCAGAAAGAAGAGCCCUGGCUCCAACAUUUGGAGAUACUGUGGAAAAAAUAUUUACAGUGAAUGAAUCUCCAAUUAAGAGAACUUCUAAACCUGCGGCUGUACCACAAAUUUCAGCUAGAAGAACACCCAAACCUUUAACUGAUUAUGUAGAACGGAAAAAUUUUAAAUCAACAAAAAAUACUUACGAAGUUCAAGAAGUUAUUAACGAAGAUUUUGAAUUGGUAAGAAGGGUAAAAAAACCACGGGUACUAAUAGAAAGUACUAAUAAUCAAGUGUCUGUUCCGUUAAGGAGUAUAGAUAGAAAAGAAUUUUUUAGAACAGGAAGUGUUUCUAGAAGAAAUCAAGAAAAUGCAGAUUCAGUACUCGCUACGAAAUUUCCAAAACGUACAAAAGAUACCCAAGAGGGAGUGCUAAAUUUUCCACCGCGCAAAUUAGAAAAUCUAGAACCGCCCAAAUCAACAACCUCGGAAGCACCUGUAAGUGAGGAACCAAUCAACAAUAUUUCUAAUGGUAACCUCCUUGAAGAGCAACCUUUGGAUACGACGCUUGUCCCGGUAGAGUUUGAAUCUUCUCCAGAUCCUCUACAAGCAGAGGAGGUGAAGGAGGAGCUUACUAAUGUUAAUUUAGUUUCCUCAACUUCAAAGCCAAUAGAGGAACCUAGAUCCUCCGCUAACCGAAGAAACGGGUUAAGGAAAAAUACCAACGUUAUUGAACAGUCUACAGCUGCUCCCAGGUUUAGAACUAGAGGUAGAAGUAGUCCAGCCGCUCAAGCAGAGCAGUCCAGUCGUGCACCUGAAUUUAACUUUCAAUCAGUUACGCCAACAGCUACUCCUAACCGCGGGUUUAGGAGACGACUUGAUACAAUAACAGAACCAAGAAAAGGCCCGUCAGUAUUUUCCGCAGAAACACAAUUUCCAGAAUCUCGAUCUAGAACUGGACGAAAAAUUGAUCUACCUACACCUGAAAAACUUACAUUAGAAAUACCCACACGUAAUCGUCGAAGAACAACAACACCUAAAAUCAAUAAAGAAUCCUCAAUGCCCACCUUUCCAUCAAGAAAUCGCUUUCGAUCCAGAGAAAUGCCUAUAAUAGACGAACAGAAACUAGAAGUACUACCUCUGUUUGAAGUAGAACCCAAAUUGGUCAACACACGUGUCAUGAAUAGGGCAGAUGUUGUUUUUCAACCUAAAAAGAGUAAAGAUAAAGAUGAGCUAAUGACAAGAAAGAUAAACGAUAUUGAUGCGAGAUCUCGACGAAGGGGAGGAUUAGAACUCAUUCAAGCAAGUUCUACUGAAAUAAAAUCAACAGAAAUUCCAGCAAGGUCUAGAGUAGCAGUAAGUGUCAGUGUAGAAACCAGGACAGAAUCCUCGGUAAGGCGUUCUAUACCUAACAGGAGGUCUGAAGUUAAAGAAUCAGUUGUAUCGGAAAUAAAUGAAGUCACUUCUCGUAAAAAGGUAUCACGGAAGAAAGUAAAUUCCAACAGUUCAAACGAAAUUAAAAUAAAACCUCUUCCGGUGUACAGAGGAAGCAAGAAAUCCGAUGUUGUAGUUAAAAAAGGAAGUUCUGAAGAAGUUGAUGAGUCUGAUAAUUAUCCAGAAGCGUUCAAGGCUCUAAUUAAAUCCAAAAAGGAGUCAAGACCAGUGCCUUCUUCAUUACCACUUAGAGCCAGCAAUGUCGUGACUUCGGUACCAUCGUUUAGUACCACGUUUCAUCCAUCAACUUUUAAAGAGGUAACCGAUAGUGACAACGAAAUAAAACCUAAAGCUUUACCCACGUCAACUUCUUCACGAUGGAACCGAAGUAGAUCUACAACCACCUCUUCUGUUAAACUAUCAGAGCCCUUACCGCCAAAACGUUUUCCUUCCAGAACCUCACCAUACACUACUUCAGAGCCUAUUUCCGAAAAACGGUUUCCUUCACGAACCACACCAUCUGUAUCUAUUUCCACCACUCCCAUUUAUAGAGGGACGAAGCUAAGAACAUUAACACCAAGAACCUUUAGUGCACCUCCAAAACUAGAGAAAUCAGUAUCGUUCAAACCUAGAAGCUCCGUCGCUGAGAAGAAUAUAGAGAUUAAACAGUUUAAUAGGAACAGGAAUGCUAAGAGAGCUGAAAAUCCUGUUUUAUUGUCUACUAAGGUACCGAAAUAUACAACCACUGCUAAAAAGCUUGACCGUGGUAAAUACAGAAGUGAAUACUCAAGCAGGGGUUCUACUACCACAGCGCCCAAGUAUAUUCCAACCAUUCCCUCGGUGCCAUAUAUACCGACAAUUCCUGCUAUCACUCCUGUAAGAACUAUGGUCGAUACAUCUAACCAAAAGGACCACGACGAUGGAAUCCACGUAAUAUCUAUCGAUGAACCUGUUAAUGCCCUUCAGUCAGCAAAUCUUGUCAAGGGGGAUUUUGUAUCCUCAACUGCUAACUCCGUUUCUGAUAUUUUGCCAUUGGUUAAUGAUGGCACCACCGAAAAGACAGUCUCCAUUAUUGAACGAAUAAUAAAUUCAAUCAGCGCAAGAUCCACCACCCCGCCAUCUUCGGGCACCCCUUUUAGUAGUACAGCAUCGACAACAGAAUCCCCAUCAGCGAUAUUAAAAUUAUCGCCAAAAAAAUCUAGACAGACUGAUUUAACAGAUUCGUCAAAAACAACAGAAUCUAAUGACACCGUUCCGUUUACAACGGAAAAUCCCACGACAAUAAUAGAGAAGAUAUUAAGUUCCCUUAAUGCUAUUCAAGCUACAGAUAUUACGAGUGCCGGGCAAGUAGGUAUCGAUUUCAAUACUUUGACCUCUUUCACUACCACGCCUGUAUCUAGUGUGACUAAGUCUUCCACUAGCAGACCACUUCUUGCACCUAGUAGCACUACAAUCUUUCCACUUAGUAUUUUAGAUGAACUUUCUGAGGAAAAUAAGCAGAAAGAAACUGUACGUAAAUUGUUGGAUCUCUUAAAUGGUUUGGUAUCACCGCAACAACAAGAAGUUGUUGUUACUCCAAAAUAUGUAAAUAAUAGAACUCCUGGUAGAGGACCUUUUGUUUCUACUACUUUCUUUCCUUUAUCAACUGCAUCUCCUGAGUUGACUACUGCACCCACUGUCUCAUCUUCCACUAGCACUGAACAGAUAUCUUCUAAUUUUAUUUUAUCUGAAAAUACUUCUCCUCAAAUUGUUUCUGAAAUACCUAAUACAACUGAAACAACAGUUACCAUCUCCACUUCCACUGAAGUAAUUCCUACAGUUGAUUCUCAAUCUACUACAUCUUUGGAAGAAUUAGCAUCUACAGAAAGUGCAACAUCAAAUACGGAGAUUGUUAAUAGUUCUGUAAAUACUAUAAUAGAAAAUAUUGCUACUAAUAGCGAUUCUCCUUCUACUAUUGGAACUACUACAGAAAACUUUACUCCAUCGAUUCCUGCUGGCACUGAAUUCGGUACUAUCCCUAUAGACGUUAGUAGUUUCUUUACUACAUUCACCACGCCAUCUUCUUUCCAAAGAUUUGAAGUGAGUCCUGGAAGUGUUUCUGUUUUUUCUGCUAACGACCUUUCUCUUAACACAGUAACAUUAGAAGAUAUUAUUUCCACUACUGUAGUAAAUAUAGCUGGUAGAUCCAAUUUUGAUAACGCAGCUACUACUACAAGUGCCACUACUAAAGAAGCUACUAAAGAAAAUACAUUAGAGAUCACAACUGUGGGAAUAACUACUGAACCUUCACCUCAAACCAGCAGUGAUUCUAUGUCAACUAGUACUGAAAUUGUAAAUAGUAGUAAUUCUACGUCAAGUAUUACUGAAACUGUGAACUCUACUGAUCCUAUGUCUAGUAGUACUGAAACUUUGAGUAGUAGUGGUCCUAUGUCAAGUAGUACUGAAUCUAUGAGUAGUGGUUCUAUGUCAAAUAGUACUGAUGCUUUGAACAGUAGUGGGUAUAUGUCAAGUAGUACUGAAACUGUAAAUAACACUCAAACUAAUGGUACCAGAUCCAGUAAAAAACUAAAUUUCAUUCAAGAACCUGUACAGAAUAGAAUCGAUACAUCAACUCCUGACUACUUCAUCUUUGCUGUACUUAACAAUAACACUAUCUUACGUAAGAGGCCAAAGGUAGAACCUAAUGCUCCAUUUUAUGUUAUUGGUGUGUAUCCUAACAACACUGUCGUAAAGAAAUUCCCAAAUGGAACUGAGGUUCCCAUGGAUAUGAUAAUAAGGGUAAGGGGAUUCGAUACACGUGAAAACCCUCCACCUUUGCCAGAAAUAACCAGUAACCAAGUAACAAGCGACCUUGGAAGCUCCCCGGAAAAUAUAAAUAUAAACACGGAUGAUCAGAAUACUAUUCCUUCUGUAGAUGUGAAAUCAAAUAGAGUAGCUGCCAGCACAACUCAAGCGACUACCUCCUCUACAAAAGCACAAACUACCAUAACCCAAUCUCCUAUUACCACUACAGAAGCGAAAAGUAGAACUACUUUGUCCGAAAUUAGCACCACUACACCACCUAUAACUUCUACCUCUACCGUAACACCAAGUAACACACAAACUACUAUUAUGUCUAAAGCAGAACCCACAACUAUUCCUUCGACUAUACCUUUAGAAACCUCAAACACCUCGUCUCUUCCUUUCAGCACAGAACAAAGUAGUACUACUUCAACUUCCACUUUACCUUCUACUACUGUCUUGAAUUCUAACACCGUUACUUUACCUCAAGAUAGUAUUAAUGCCAGCACAUUGGAUCUAGAAAGCACAAAAUUAACUGCCACUGAAAGUAGUACCAAUACUCUAAGCACAAGUGACUCUAGCACGGCUGAACCUGAUUUGGUGGUAGUAGAAUCUAUUACUGUUCUUAGUACUACUAUGGGAAGUAAUAGUGUCCCUCCGACGUUCCCAACGCUAUCUGAAAUCUUGAACGACAAAACUUUAGAGGCUUUCAAUGAGAUUGUUAGUAAUAGCGACCAAGUAAACACGAAUAUUUCUAACCAGACUGACAAUGGUCGGGUGAGCAAGUAUAUUAAAGUACUGAACAUUCAAGACUUGAUAAAAGGUAGAAACAGUGAAGCGCGUUCAAGAGGGAAACCGAUUUCAAUCAAGGUUGGCACAACUAUACCAAUUUCUAAUGAAAUUGUAAGCACCGAGUCUUCUUCUACAAUAAAAAGUACAAUGUCUACAGAACAAGCCAUAAGCACCACCACCAACACUGUCACAUCAACUACAAGCACUCCUGAGGUUACUCCAUUAAAGUCAGAAGAAACUUCUACCGAAGACAACGCAAUCCUAUCAAACAAAAUCUUGGAUGAUACAACAUUGCCUGCAAAACCGACUCCAUUUUCAGCAAUUCAAAAAAUAGGCACAACAAGAAAACUAACACCUACCACCAUUACUCCUAUAUUUAUAAGUACGACUCCGUCAGUCUUUCCAACAUUUUUAACGACGUUCUUCCCAAAUUUGUUUCCUGACGAAGCAACUAGAAAGCCUAAAGUAUCAACGAGUUCACCAGGUGUAAUUAGAAUAUCAGCUGCUCCUUCGGUAACUCAAACUACUUUUACUGAAAGACCUGUUACAACUACACAAGCAGUUACUACAACUAGACCUACCACAACUACUACAACUACUACCACAACAACCAAUGCACCAACUACCACUACCAGACCACCCACGACAACGAAAAUAGUAACCACGACUACUCCAGCAACUACAAUUACUACUCCAUCAACAACACCAAAACCAACUACAACUACUACCAUUCCUACAACACCACAACCAACUACGACUACAAGGAUGACCACUUCCCCAACACGAGUUACUCUUGGUGAAACAGUUACGGUUUCUACGACAGGAAGAACUGAUGCAAUUACUGAUUUUAAUACUAUAGAAGUUACCACCACCGCCAUUAAGCUUAAAGGAUUGUCAUCAGAACAAAAAAAUAAUCUUAGAGAGAUAGCGCAACUAGAGAAGGAACAAGCAGCAUUGUUACAGCAGUUGUCAUUUUUAACGAAUCUGGGUUUGGGUCAAAAUAGAGGACCAAAGUCAGUAGCUAACGACAAAACCAAAAAUUCAAACGCCAAUCCUGCUUCCAGUUUAGCAGAAAGGAUUCUUGCUUUAGCAGUUCAAAGAGAUAAAAAUUCAAAAUCUACGUCAACAGUUGCUACAACUGUUACAACCAGUUCUACUACUAAGCUUCCUACCUCAAUACAGGAUCAAAUAGCAGCCCUGGAAACUACAAAAGCACCUACAAAAGCAACACCUGUUUUAGAAGAAGUUCUAAAGCAGUAUAAUUUGAAUGGUCUAAAUGUUGCUGUAACUUCACCAACGUCAACUGUUUAUGGAAAGUCUGAAGAUGCAAUAUUGGCUUCACUUUUAAAAGAACAAGGAAUUGUACCAUCGACACCAGCAGUGUUAGCAGGCGUUUUUGACGAAACUACCAUUAGACCCCGACGACCCAAAGCCACCACUCCUCAACCUGGACCAAUAAUGCGAGGUUUAAAUUGGUUACUCAAUACUCUUGCACCAACACCGGCUCCCGCAACAAAAAGACCUACACCCAAACCUGUGAAACCAAAUAAACCACCUGUAGAAGAAGAACUUUUGGUUAAUUCCCCAACUCACAUGACUCCUAUCGCCACAGCUGCUCCUUCUAAAAUUGCUAACGCGCUCAGUCAAGAGGAUAUUAAGAAACUGAUCAAUCAACUAGAAGACAUACAGAAGAAUCCAUCUAAAGGAACAUUGGAUUUAUCACAAAUCAAAAGCAUUCAAAACCUAAUUAAUUUAGACGGAGGUGUUGUCGUGAGCACCAACGGUGAACAUGGUACCACAUCGAGAAUAACAACUACACAAUCUACAACUCCUACUGUCCAAACUACACAAAGACAACCUAAAAAAAUGGUGACUCUACCUACUGAAGAUCCGUUGUCAGCUAUAAGUAGCAGUGAAGAUGGCUUUGGUUUUGACUCUGUAGAAAGUACUACUAGGACACUAAGAGCACCUGUAGGUUUUAAUCCGGUACCAGGAGUCGAUGAUGGUAGUCCUAAUCCCUUGGUACAGAGCAAUUUGAUAACUGCAGCUGUUAAUGUUACCAAAGCCAUUUCUAACUUUUUGGGAACAGCUUUACAGACUGUUUCUCAGGGAGCUGCAGCGUCUUUCCAAACCCUCUUUGGUGUUUCAUCAGUGGGAACGAGAGUCCUAGGUAGCGCAUCAGGAGGAUCUUCAGCAGGUUGAAGAAAAAGAUGAAGCUGUUAGGAAAGAUUUAUUUAUUUAUUAAAUUUCAAAAGAGGGCAAGUUGAAUAUUCUGUGAAAAUUAUUCAUUAUUAUUAUAUUGGCUCAAAUAUAUUUAUUGGUGAUUAACAAUAUUCACCACUUUAUAGGCAUUUAAAAGUAUGAUGCAAGUCAAGAAGGCGGUUUAGUCUCAUUUUAAUAAGUUUAUCUGUUUAAUUAUCUUACUUGAACAAUUUAUACAAAUUGUACAUGCCAUUAAACGUACUACCAAUAUUUUACACUUCUUCUCAGUUCUAACAAGGUCUUGAUUUUCUCUAAAUGUCUUAAUCUUAUAUCUAUAAUGAUGCGAACAAUGAGUACAAAUCACAAGCAGCUUUGGUUUUAUCUCACAACAGCUCACGCAUUUAUGUAAAUACAGUCAGAAACAUUUAAACUAUUUAAAUACUAGCGACUAUUAUACCUCUAUUGUAAAUUUUUUUGUAUAAACAAAUAAUUGAUUUUAUUAAUAUAGAAGCUGUAUAAGAACUUGUAAAUAUUACAGGGUCCAUCACUGAAAAACUGUUGGUAAAUCCGACACAAGUCCUUACUUUACGAGCCUUACAAACUUUCCAGAAACGCAUUUCUCCCUCAUACAUCUCCAUAGCUAUUGUACAGUUCCCUUUUCUUCUCGCCGUAUUUAUCUAUUAGCUGUAUUAAAGCAAACAAGACAUCUGUUCAUACAACUGUGCACACGAUAUUUUCUUAGCAGUAGCUAUAGCUCACUUUGCUUUUCUCUUUGGUACCUUGUGUACCUACGUCCUUAUCUUCCUUUAUUUUAAACCUGUCAUACUUUUAUUUAACCUCUUUCUUCUCUCAACUUUCUGUUGCAUUUCAUUAUUCCACCACCUAGUUUCUUUGUCCCCAAGAGACGCUUUACCAAAUGUUUUUCCUAGUACCUCUUCUCUCACUCGUACCACAACUUUGUUGUUUUUUCCACCAGUCAUUUACCGUAUCUUUUUCAUCAAGCUCUUCCAGCACUUCACAUUUUUGAAUACUCUUAAAUUGCUCUGUAUAUUGGUCUAAAGAAACCCAUACUUUACAUUAUUAAAAUUACAGGAUUACAUUUUUAAGAUUUACAUUAAUACUUUAACAAUAUUAAGAUUUUCAGAAAUAAACAAAUGCAUAUUAAUAUUACUUUAAAAUGCAGUUUUCAUUAAAAGGCUUCUCACUCUCACUCAAUUUAUCACAUAAUCUAUCAGAUAUCUCUAUAAUUCUUUUCUCCUUUCUGUUAUAUUUACUAAUAAUUUCACUUGUAAAUUGUAUGCAUAGUGUUAAAAUACAAUUUUAGAUAUAUGUAUUAUAAAUUAUAUAAUUAAAAUUUUUAAACUUUUGAUUCAUCAUAAUAAUAAUACGAUGAAUAUAAUAUUAUAUUCUGUUCAGAGCUUACCCGAAAACUUUUUAAAUUGCGCGUAUUUAGAAUAUUAUUAUAGAUAUGGUGUUAAUUUUCAAACCAAAUAUUUUUACUUCUUGUGUUAUGUUCUUUUUGAUUCUUUGCAGUUCCCUUUUUCUGUUACUGUUAUUGUUAAAUUUUCUGCAACACGUAAAUAAAUACUGCUCUUUGUUUUUAUACCGUGGUUCUUUGAUCAUGAUAACAUCAUAGAAUGUGGUUUAUUUAUUUAUUUAUUUAUUUAUUUAGUCUAUUUAUUGUCAAAUUUCUUAUUCGACUCUAUAUAAAAACGUCUUCUGUUUGUGUCUUUUGAAACGUUGCAUAUAUAUUGUUUUAGUUUAUUUUUAUUACAUUGUCACCAUUCUCUCCUGAAUGUUUCAACAUUUUCUUAGGUAUUUAUCUUUUGCUAUGUUAUAUUAAUUUUAUAUUGUGUGUUCUUGUUUUCAUUCCCUCUGUUUUUUUAUAUUUAUUUAGCCUUUAACAGAUCUGUAAUCAUUGUAAGAAAAUGUAUGUUGUCAUAAUAUAAUACGACUUGAAUUGCAUCAGAUUAAUGUUGGAGGUAACUGGAUUUGCUAUUUUUAACUAAACAUUUUUAUUUGGAGAAUGAGAGUGCCUAAUUUUAUUAAUGGAUAAUUUUUAUCAGGAUAUGGUACGAAUGUUCCUUACGGUUGUAGGUUCUUAUAUAAAUUCAGGUGCCACGUGUAUAUAGGCUUUAAAUCUUUGAAAAAAUAAUAAUAUUUUUGAUGACUGUUAAGUAAAUUAUUAUUUUUGUAAAUAAAAUAGACUUUUAGAAACGAUAUUUGCUCUAAACACACGUAGUUUUUAAAUAUUUUAAAAUUUAUAAAUUGUCUAAACUUAUUUACUUUUUAGUAUUUAUCUUCAUUUGAAAAAUUUAUUUACCAAAAUUUGAAAUAAACCAGUCGAUAUAAAAUACUCGAAAAGUUAGUGCUAAUGUUGGCUUGUAUAUAUUAUGUUAUUUUAAUAUAUUUUUUACCAUUAUAAA
This is a messenger RNA of Diabrotica virgifera virgifera (western corn rootworm), 10355 nucleotides long. Its product is annotated as mucin-17-like. The coding region runs from base 418 to 7929 and encodes 2503 amino acids. Lineage: Eukaryota; Metazoa; Arthropoda; Insecta; Coleoptera; Chrysomelidae. The record is from RefSeq and is a predicted model, not a curated record. The transcript has 18 exons.